Populus euphratica (Euphrates poplar) is the source of this 1116-nucleotide messenger RNA. Its product is annotated as RING-H2 finger protein ATL74-like. Lineage: Eukaryota; Viridiplantae; Streptophyta; Magnoliopsida; Malpighiales; Salicaceae. Gene Ontology annotation, biological process: protein ubiquitination. The transcript has a single exon. The coding region runs from base 340 to 912 and encodes 190 amino acids. Gene Ontology annotation, molecular function: transferase activity. The record is from RefSeq and is a predicted model, not a curated record.
AUCUUCACACAAAGCAUUGAAUGUGGGAAGGAGAGGACCAUAGUUCUGAUCAAUUUGGUGUAUUAUAGCAUUCUAUGGUCCCAAUUUUGGAUAACUACUAGGCUUUCUCUUAUCCUUCUGAGCAAGUUGAUGCUUUUCUUGAAGUCUUUUACCGGAUGGAAUAUAUGCAACAUACCUAGCUAGCUAGGUCCAUAUCUAUAGUUAUAGUUACCUUGAACCAAAAAAUAAAAUAUCUACCAUAGCUAGAGCACAUAUUUUCCACAAAAUUGAACCCUCUCAUGCUGCAUGAUCCUUCAAUGGAAGCUGCGACCUGACGGAUCAAAUUAAUCAAAACAAGCCAUGCAAACUUCAGUAGUAUACAGCCCGCACCGCUUGCUCUUGGGAAUGGAUUCAGGGAUGCGACCUGAUAGCCAUGGAUGCAGGAAUUCAAGUGAUUACAUCCUCAACAGUGAUGAAAACAGCAACAUGGUGAUAGUUUUAGUAGCUUUGUUAUGUGCAUUCGUUUGUGCUCUUGGAAUAAAGUCCAUUGCACGAUGUGCUAUAAGAUGUGGCUAUAGAAUUGGCUUUGAGACUCCGCAGCAGGCUGCUUCACGCCUAGCUGCGCCCGCUAAUACAGGACUAAUGAAAAGCGCAAUGGGCCAGAUUCCGGUGGUAACUUAUGAAUCAGGACUAAAUAUUCAGGUCACUGAUUGUACAAUAUGCCUUGGAGAGUUUUCGGAAGGCGAAAAGGUAAGAGUGCUACCAAAUUGUAGCCAUGGUUUCCAUGUUAUAUGCAUAGACAAAUGGUUAUUGUUACAUUCAUCAUGUCCCUUAUGCCGACAAACAUUAGCACUUGAUCAGUCAGCAAAUAACUGUGAUGUAGACGAGCCAAAUGUGAGAACACCGAUCCUGGAAAAUGGAACCGGCGGAUAACUGAGCACAAUACACAUGCGGGUGGCGAAACUCGAUAAAGGAGUUGGUUGCCGGCACCAAAUUUCCUGCGGGGGGGUCAAGCCUUGCUUCCAUGGAACAUUCUGUUAUUGUAGAAUGGAGGACAAACAGGAAACUUUAUUUCAUUAAUGUACACAUAUAUUUUCUUUUCUAUGCUUAAGGUUGUGUUUAAUUAAUGUUCUAAAA